UAUAGCCUACAAGAAGUUGAGAAAGUCCGUAGCCUUAUUACUUACAAUGCACAGAGGUUUCGUUUCGUAUAGGUUUACAAUCGAGGCGGGGUGCUGAGUUUUGUAUUUGCUUAGCUUUUUCCCCCCUCUCAUUUCUGAGACCUAAGUUGACUAAAUCAAGACUGAAACGUGUUCAUAAACCUUUAAAGUGAGUCACAGCACAAAAAUGUGUCUAUACUGAAAAUCAUACGGGACAAAGACUCGGACCAGCAGGUGCUCCAAGAUGGCUCAGCAGCUAAACAGCGAAGAAGGAAUGGCAUUAAUUAAUCCGCAAAAAGCUGCCCGAGAGUGUAGAAGGUCAAUGACAUCUGCGUCUUUUAACUUUAUCAACUCCAUCAUAGGAUCUGGAAUAAUAGGUCUACCAUAUGCGUUGAACCAGGCAGGGCUCCCUUUUGGCCUUCUUCUUUUAAUUGUUGUUGCUUUCAUCACAGACUACUCAAUUGUUCUACUCAUAAGAGGAGGAAACUUAUCAGGAUCAAACAGUUAUCAGUCUCUAGUACAAAACACAUUUGGUUUCCCUGGAUUUGUGAUUUUAUCUGCUCUCCAGUUCCUUUAUCCUUUCAUUGCCAUGAUAAGCUACAACAUCACAACUGGUGACACACUGACCAAAGUCUUUCAGAGAAUACCAGGAGUUGGGCCAGAUCACAUACUUGCAGAACGACACUUUGUGAUCUUGCUGGCUACGUUUUUCUUCACACUGCCACUCUCACUUUAUCGAAACAUAGAAAAACUUGGGAAGGUAUCUUUCCUGUCAAUGGCGCUGACACUUACCAUCCUCAUCACUGUAAUCAUCAGAGCAGCGACCCUCGGACCCCAUAUAGGCCCCACAGAGAACGCAUGGGCAUUUGCAAAGUGGAAUGCCAUUCAGGCAGUUAGUGUAAUGUCUUUUGCCUUUAUAUGCCACCACAACAGCUUUCUGAUCUAUGGCUCUCUGAAGCAGCCCACGUUAGCCAACUGGUCUUUGGUCACACACAUCUCUGUAGGCUCAGCUCUCAUAAUCAGUGCUGCAUUCGCUGUUGCUGGAUAUUCAACCUUCACUGGCUACACACAAGGAGACAUAUUUGAGAACUACUGCAGAAAUGACAACCUUGCAACAUUCGGUCGCUUCUGUUUUGGCUUCAGCAUAAUAACCACAUUUCCACUGGAGUGUUUUGUUACACGAGAGGUUGUAUCAAAUGCUUUUUCCAGAAAUGAUCUUUCAAAAGCUGAACAUGCUGCCAUCACCAUACUCAUAAUUGCACUCUGCACAUCAAUCUCUUUGGCUUAUGAUUGCCUGGGAGUUGUUUUGGAAUUAAAUGGUGCUCUGAGUGCCAUCCCUCUGAUCUUCAUCAUCCCGUCGGCAUGCUUCAUCAAGCUUUCCCCUGGCCGCUGGUUCCAGGGUGAAAACCUGAUUCCAGCCAUACUGAUAUUAAUUGGUAUGUUUGUCAUGAUCACCGGUCUGAUCAUGACAGGCCUCUACCCUCAAGACUGCUCGCAUGGUGUGGAGAUGUUCUACUGUGCAGAUGCCAACAUCUCUGGUACUCUGCCACCUGGAUAAAGGGAUCAUGCUUCACAUAUUUAAAUGCUUUAAACAUACACCUCAUGGCAAUACUUGUGUACAUAAACACUGUUAAUCCUGUAUGCGGCCUACUUCUAGUCUGUUUUAACAUUGACACCUUUGCUUCAGGUUUUACUUUUAUAUGUUUCAAAAGACUUUUUAAACUCAGUAAAGUCUCAGUGGACGUGUUGCAAAAGCAAGCACGAGCCUAGUGGUCCAGCAUAAAUCUUUUUGAUGCUC
Molecule: messenger RNA, 1816 nt
Organism: Melanotaenia boesemani (Boeseman's rainbowfish)
Lineage: Eukaryota; Metazoa; Chordata; Actinopteri; Atheriniformes; Melanotaeniidae
Gene: slc38a11
Product: solute carrier family 38 member 11
Exons: 12
Coding region: 263-1576 (437 amino acids)
Biological process (GO): amino acid transmembrane transport
Molecular function (GO): amino acid transmembrane transporter activity
Source: RefSeq, a predicted model, not a curated record